UGUGGUCACGUGACCGAGGCGACACGCCCAGAGGGAAUGAAGGCGGCUCAGAUGGCGCGGCCCGAAACGGCGGCAGAGUCCAAACCCGAGCGACGGCGAGACUCAGUUUUAACCCGAAGCACACCUUUUUUCCUGUCCUCUUCCAGUCAUGGCUGUGAACGUUUACUCCACAUCAGUAACAAGUGACAACCUCAGUCGCCAUGAUCUUCUGACCUGGAUUAACAGUUCCCUCCACAUGAACCAUGCCAAGAUUGAGCAGCUGUGUACAGGUGCUGCCUACUGUCAGUUCAUGGACAUGCUGUUCCCAGCAUGCGUGCCAUUGAAGAAAGUGAAAUUCCAGGCCAAACUGGAGCAUGAGUAUAUCCACAAUUUUAAAAUCCUACAAGGAAGCUUUAAAAAGCUAGGGGUUAAUAAAAUUAUCUCAGUGGACAAGCUUGUGAAAGGAAAAUUCCAGGAUAACUUUGAGUUUGUGCAGUGGUUCAAGAAAUUCUUUGAUGCAAAUUAUGAUGGAAAGGAGUAUGAUCCAGAAGCAGCUCGACAGGGCCAGGAUGUUGCUGCCUCCCAGUGUCCUGCUCCGAGCUUGACCAAUAAACCUCGGAAAGAGACACAGAUUUCAGUGAAACCUAUGGCUCCAGUGGGUAAGAUGAAAAAAUCUCCACAGAGAAUGUCUGCAGCUUCUCCCAAGCGAGCAACUCCUCCUGUGCAGAGAACAGAUUCAGGGGCCAAAGAGGAGGAGCUCAAGCAGAUGGUCAGUGAUCUAAAGUGCACUGUUGUUGAUUUGGAGAAGGAGCGGGACUUUUAUUUCAGCAAACUGAGAAACAUUGAGCUCAUUUGCCAGGAAAAAGAGGGAGAAGCCGAUCCCACACUGCAAAAAAUAGUUGACAUUCUAUAUGCCUCAGAUCAGGAGGGUUUUGAAAUCCCAGAAGAAGAUGCUGGUGAACCAGAAGAGUUUUAGGCAAUUGCCAGGUUAAAUGUAAAGCUCUUGUUAAAGUGUUAAAGUUUGCACAUGCACGCUACCAUCUUCCAGUUAGGUGCCUUUGCAUUUGCACUUUGAAUGUUUUAUAUUUGUAAGUGUUCUAUUUCUGUGGCUUCAAAUAUUUAUUUUUGAAUUAACAGAUGUAUGAUUUUGAUAUUAUUAAAGGUGUUUGUUGCAA
Messenger RNA from Silurus meridionalis, 1154 nucleotides. RefSeq names its product microtubule-associated protein, RP/EB family, member 1a (gene mapre1a). Gene Ontology annotation, biological process: spindle assembly; regulation of microtubule polymerization or depolymerization; protein localization to microtubule plus-end. The transcript has 8 exons. Gene Ontology annotation, molecular function: microtubule plus-end binding. The record is from RefSeq and is a predicted model, not a curated record. Lineage: Eukaryota; Metazoa; Chordata; Actinopteri; Siluriformes; Siluridae. Bases 149 to 955 code for a protein of 268 amino acids. Gene Ontology annotation, cellular component: microtubule plus-end; microtubule organizing center; cytoplasmic microtubule.